GUCUUCGCUCCCCACUUCUUUGGGAAAUGGUUGAACCCAGAGCGUUGCCCCGCCCCCUUCCGUGCUGGCCCCACGUGCCUCCCGCAGUGGCGGCCCGGGCGGCGGCGGUAGGAUGGCUCCCAAGGGGCGGAAGAGGAAGGCAGAGGCCCCCGUGGCAAAGGCUGAGAAAUCAGAGGCUUCGCAGGCCAAGGACAAUCUCGAUAAGUUGCCAAAGAAGCAGCGGGGUGCAGGCAGCGCGGGGGCUGGGCCCCGUGUGGUCAUUGAGCACUGUCAAAGCUGACGAGUGUAUGGGCGCAAUGCCAGUGCUCUGAGCGAGGCGCUGCGCCAUGCUGUUGACAACCUGGCAGUGGAAAUCAACCCUGAGAAACCACGUAGGAAUAGCUUCGAGGUGUCCCUGGUGAAGGAGGAUGGAAGCAUGGUGGAGUUAUGGAGUGGCAUUAAGAAGGGGCCGCCUCGCAAGCUCAAAUUUCCUGAGCCGGAGAAGGUGGUUGAAGCACUGAAGAGCAGCUUGGCAUAAAGCAAAAUCAAUGGGACAGGAGACUGAGCCAGGCUGAGAACCAGUCUACUUCUUGUGAGAACCAGAGCAUUUAUGAAGAGGUGUGAUGAAGUGGGGGCAUAAGCCAGACCCAGUCACAUUUCUGAUGCUGCAGCUCUACACACAGGGAGCCAAUGGCCACAGCAUGCCACUCUGUUUCCCUUCUUACAAGAAACCAGCAGUGAUGAUUUGUUGUAGUUCAGAAUUUUGUAAUAAAGUUUAUAGAAACGCCA
This is a messenger RNA of Alligator sinensis (Chinese alligator), 768 nucleotides long. It is a transcript of the gene SELENOH, whose product is annotated as selenoprotein H. Lineage: Eukaryota; Metazoa; Chordata; Crocodylia; Alligatoridae. Gene Ontology annotation, cellular component: Golgi apparatus. The transcript has 5 exons. The record is from RefSeq and is a predicted model, not a curated record.